Prorocentrum cordatum is the source of this 1016-nucleotide messenger RNA. Lineage: Eukaryota; Dinophyceae; Prorocentrales; Prorocentraceae. The record is from the annotation of a GenBank genome assembly.
GUUGCGCGGGAGGUCGCUGCGCAGGAGCUCUCGCGGCUCGCCGUCGAGCAGCCUUUUACACCGUGCACCCGCGUGGUGUCGGACGUGCUUGGCGAGACCGACCAGCCUGACAAGCUCGCCAUGCCCGGCAACCAGUCUUUGAAGAAGAGAGUGUGGGCUGCCAGGGCAUCCGAGAAGGGCAAGAAGCUGAAACAGGGCGAGGACAUCGAGGAGCCUGACUACAGCUCCGUCAGCACCGUUUGCAUUCCCAAGGCUCUGAUGAAGUACGACGACGACCCUUUUCUCCUCUAUGACGCGGGCCAGCCUGCAGGGGAGGAUCGCUUCUUGAUCUUCGGUACAGGCGCUUCCGUCCAGACUCUGGCAACGUGUUCUCGUUGGUUUGCAGAUGGGUCUUUCCGCAUAUCUCCAGAGCCCUUUGUACAGGUAUAUACGAUCCAUGGGGUUGUGGCUGGAUACGCCCUUCCGUUGCUUUACGCUUUGUUGCCUAAUAAAAAGACAACGACCUACGUCCAACUCUUCAACGCGGUGCGCCUCUUGGUGUCCAAGGUCCCUGGCGUUAAAGGCGUCGCGGGGGCCGUGGAGCGGAUCAGUCUCGAUGUUGAAUUCGCGGCAUACAAGGGCGUGUGCCAGGUCUUCCCCGGCGUCGCCGCAGACGGGUGUUACUUCCAUUUACAACAGGCAAUCAUGCGCAGGAUCCAGGAUUCCGGCCUGACGCAGAAAUACUUCGAGGAUCAGGCCUUCAGGAUCAGAGCGCGCUGCCUUGGCACGCUCUCAUUCCUCCCCCCCGGAUCGAUUCCCGGCGCCUUCGAGCUCCUCCGGGGGGAGUUCCCCCCAGGCGAGCACCACUUGCUAUCGUACUUCGAGCACACUUGGGUCGGGGAGCUCGACCGUCGCAAGGUUUCUGUGACCGCCAAGGGGCCCCCCAAGCGCGCAGCUCCACUUUUUCCUCUCGAGUUCUGGAGCACGCACGAGAGGGCCCUGAAGGGCGAUGAGCUGACGAACAAUAUCGCCGAGCG